AUUUUCUUUUCUUAUCCCCAGCCGCCACAAAGACAGCCGGCCGCCUGGGAACUUUUUUUUCUUUUCUUCUUCCUGGCCGACCGCACCUCCCACUUCUCUCUAUUUUUUUUUCCUUGCACCAUGGCUUGGCAAACGGAUCUAGGCUGGCUUCCUCUCUUUCUGUUCUUCUCCUGCUCUGUUCUUUGCUUCUUUCUUCCCCACCGAACAGCUCAAACCGGUGAGCUAGCCGCUGCCUGAGCGCGCAGCCGGCUCACAUAUCCGAGGAUGACCGGAUUAAUGUUCAGGGGCAUGCGGGUUUUACCGCCGGUGUGCGCGUCCCCUCAGUAGGGCGCGCCGCCGUCGGUCAAACGCCGACAGCUGUCCCUGUUGACAGCAGAGAAAAGGGGUCGACCUCUUGGUCGACUUCUGUGACUGUGCACGCCCAGAUCUUAUCUCCCUUACCUCUUUGACUCGAUCUCGUUCUCUGUGAUGUAUGAGAUGGAUCUAAUGUAAUAUUCGGGAUCGAGUUAUGAGUUGAUAGAACGUAGAUUUUCUGUGAGGAUUUUUUUGUACCUUUUCUAAUCUGCUCUGUCAUCUAGGCCGUGGAUGUAAAAGAUCCCGAGCCACUGUGAUCUCUGUUGACCCAGAUUUAAAACUGAUCAGGGUUAGGUUAUUAAACCCUAACCCUAAAACAUCGAUCUGUUUUUACUAUCUCGAAUCUUCUGGGUUUGGCCGAGACCAAAUCUCUGUUAGUGGCCAAAACCCUAGAUUUAGGGUUAGGUAAACCCUAACCCGAGAGAUAAAAAAUAUUCUUUCUAUUUUAAUCUAUCUGUUCUCGGGUGAUAAACGAAAAAAAUAGUUCAAUCAUGUUGAUCCGAGACUUUUCUGUGAUCUCAUAAAACUGAUGCGGAUUAGGAGAUCUAGGGUUCUUAGGACGGCUUUGAUACCAUUGUUAGAAUCUAUACUGCCUAGGAUCGAUUCCUAAGUCCCUAGAAUACCAAUCCGUCUGUAACUGAAAGUAAAAUCUUGAUGACGUGUAGAUCUGAUCUACUAUCUACUGAGAGGAACGGGGAAACACACCUUUAUUGUUGUUGCUAUCUUCAUACCGUCGCCCUGCAGAGAAGCAGCAGGCAUCGGGAUCCGAGCCGCUGUAGGUUGUCGCGUUUCUAAACACUCCGACGUCUAGGCGAUGGGGCCUCUGAGGACUAGGGUUUUGGGGCGAGGUACUAGCGUUAGUUUUUCCUGCGACCCCUUAGUCCUAUAUAUAGCGUCGUGUGUCUGGGGGCUCCAACCGAGGUUAGUGUGGGCCCUCCCGAUCAAGGGCCCGAUUAAAGGAACGAUAGUUGGGUUAAGCCCAAUCCAGUCUCUAUUGACCGGCUGUAGAGGACACACCCAACACUCGGCUCUUUCUUGUCUUAUUGCCCCUGGCACCAGGCGAGUACUACGCCCCGCGGCUUCCGAUGACGCCGCCGCCGAACCUUUCGCCGGCGCCGGCCAUCACGGGCGGCACGUUCGCGUACGACGACCUAGCGGCGGCGACGGGCAGGUUCUCGGACGCGAACCUACUCGGGCAGGGCGGGUUCGGGCACGUGUACCGCGGCACGGUGGGCGGGCGGGAGGUGGCCAUCAAGAAGCUGCAGGCCGGCGGCGGGCAGGGCGACCGCGAGUUCCGCGCCGAGGUGGAGAUCAUCAGCCGCGUGCACCACAAGAACCUCGUCUCCCUCGUCGGCUACUGCCUCUACGGCGAGCAGCGGCUGCUCGUGUACGAGUACGUGCCCAACAAGACCCUCGAGUUCCAUCUCCACGGGACAGGGAGUGGCAGGCCGACGCUGGACUGGCCGAGGCGGUGGAGGAUCGCGGUUGGCUCCGCGAAGGGCCUCGCGUACCUGCACGAAGACUGUUAUCCAAAGAUCAUCCAUCGUGACAUCAAAGCGGCGAACAUCCUUCUGGAUUACCAUUACGAGCCAAAGGUUGCAGAUUUCGGGUUGGCCAAAUACCAAGCAGCUGAAGUCACCCCUGUUUCUACGCGUGUGAUAGGAACCUUCGGAUAUCUGGCUCCAGAGUACGCUGCCACAGGCAAAAUUAGCGACCGGUCCGACGUCUUCUCCUUCGGUGUGAUGCUGCUGGAGCUCAUCACCGGGAGGAAACCAAUCAUGGCAUCUUCAGAGUUUCAGUCUGUGGCAUUGGUUUCUUGGGCUAGGCCAUUGCUGACAAGAGCUGUGGAGGAGGAAAACUACGACGACCUCAUCGAUCCGAGGCUGGAGACCGACUACGACGCGCACGACAUGGCGCGGCUGGUCGCGUGCGCCGCGGCCGCCGUGCGCCAGACCGCGCGGUGUCGCCCGCGGAUGAGCCAGAUCGUCCGGUACCUGGAGGGCGAGCUGUCGGUGGAGGACCUGAACGCCGGCGUGGUGCCGGGGCAGAGCGCGGUGCAGCGGUCGGGCGGCGGCACCACGGACCGGAUCAGCCGGCUCGGGCGCGUGAGGGAGCACCGUGACCGGGACGACCAUCACGGAGUGCACGAGCAGCGAUCCCACCAGCGAGGACGCGGGCGACACGGGCGAGGUGGCGGGCGCGCAGGGGCAGCAGUGCUCCGGCAGGCGCGCGGCCGUCUACACCGAGAGGAUGAGCCGGCGCACCACCGCCAGACGCACCCUGAAUUCGUUGUUCGUUCGCGUACAUCAGCAUACUGAACUUUGCUUCAACUUUUCUAAAUUAUAUAAGUUACUCUAUUCUUUUUAACAACUUAGAUCUCAAAGUUUUUGGUUGUGCGACAUAGGGAUGAAAAACGAACGGAUAUAUACAGAAAACCUCUCUGGUUUUGUUUCCGUA
Molecule: messenger RNA, 2811 nt
Organism: Zea mays
Lineage: Eukaryota; Viridiplantae; Streptophyta; Magnoliopsida; Poales; Poaceae
Exons: 7
Coding region: 1440-2672 (410 amino acids)
Biological process (GO): protein phosphorylation
Molecular function (GO): ATP binding; protein kinase activity
Source: RefSeq, marked validated